AACAACGCAACGGUGGUGGAGUAGAGGAGAACAAGAUUUUGGAAUAAAAGUUUUGUUGAUUGCAAAGGUUGAUUGAUUGUUCGUUCCAGUGAUCGUGAAUCGUGAUGUUAUCCAUAAUCCUAUAUAAAAUCACUAUGUGCACCAUAUUCUUGAUUUAACCUAGACAAAAAUCAAGGGCAUUUUGAUGGUAAAAACUAAAAAAUUCAAGUCAAAAACAAAGACCAAACAACCAACAAACACAAACCAAUCAACAUGAGUGAUGAAAACAGUGAGUUUAGUAGCGAAGAAAGCGAAGAUUUAGAAAAUAGCACUGCAAUAACAGAAAUAGAUAUUGAGGAACACAAACCCGGCACGAGUGCUUUCGUAUCUCAUGAAGCCUCUACACCUGUGGCGACUUCGAGUCACGGGGAGAACGCCAAACUAUCCAAAAUCGAAACCGCCUUAAUAUGUAAUAGAAUAUUGGAUGUAAAAUUGCGAAAACUUGAAGAAUUACUGCAAACUCGAUUACUCGAAUGCCGCCGGAGACUAACUGAAGUUCAAGGUGGCCAAGUCCCCGAGGCGAACGCGUCGGAGCCGCGAAAACGAAAAUUUACCUAUGCCAUCUUUGGGAAGCCAUACUUUAAAGACAGGCGAGGAUUUCCCGCCCCCGACAACGAGGACACCAUAUUGAUGAAUAAAUCUGAGAUGUUCAACUUCUCGAACACAUGCUCUGCUCCUGGAUGGACUGUGAAGGACAAGUGCGAAGUUUCCAAGCUCAUACACAAGAUGUCGAAAGAAAUUAAGAAGGAACAAUUAAGUUCACAAAUUCUAUCCUUACAACGUGAAAAUAAAAGAUUGAAAUCAACAAAAAAUAAUAGAAAAAUAUCCAUCCUCAAAAAAGAGCUCGUUGGUGUUAAUAGAGAGUCUCUCCAAACAUUAGCUCUUCCGAUAGAUGAGGAGUACGACUGGCAUCACAUCGCUAACCAGAUGAACAGCAGGCACACCGCUAAUGAAUAUAGAGCUCUAUGGAAACUUUUCCUACAUCCAUCUAUAAAUAAAAAUACUUGGUCCAAAUCGGAACACGUUUCUUUGCAAAAAAUUGCCUCCGAAAAGGAGUUGCAAGACUGGGAUGCUAUAGCUCAGGAGCUGGGCACCGGCAGAACCAGCUACCAGUGCUUUGUUUACUUCCGCACUAACAUGAACAACAACUUUACAAAACGGACUUGGACAAAAGAGGAGGAAAAUCACCUCUUGCUGUUAAUCCAAUAUCAUAGGGAGGGCAACUAUAUUCCUUGGGGCAAAGUUGCAGCCUCAAUGGAAAAUAGGACUAACAUACAGGUUUAUAACAAGUACGCUCGCCUCUUAGAAUCCAGAAAAGGCAAAUUUCUUCCUGAGGAAGAUUCUGUUAUACUAACGUGUGUCAAUAAAUUUGGGCCAAAGUACAGAAAGAUAACUGAAUAUCUCCAGGGUCGUUCCAUAACUCAGGUCCGGGAAAGACACCACCUCUUAACCAAAAGACAAUAUUCAACAGUUUGGACAAUUGAGGAAGAUAGGAGAUUAGUUCGGUUGCUAGCCAACCAAGAUGGAUCUACUAAUUUUUCAAAUGUGUCACAAUAUUUUCCAGGAAAAGAUAGAGUACACGUUAGAACUAGAUACACAACAUUAUGUAGAUGGAUGAGAAGAAAUCCUAAUGUGGACCUCAAGCAUGCACCGAGGCGUGGCCCAAGGCGUCUAGAACAGGGAAGGUCUACUGAUGAUCUCAAUAAAGCUAUAGAGAAUUUAAAAAAACGUGUAGAAGAAGAUGCUUUAGAAGGCAGAAAGGAAGCUAAGGACAUAAUUAUUAAGAAGAAAUCACAAAUAAGUAAAGACUCACCAGAAGAUGAUAUCGAUGAAGCAAUAGUAGCCCUUAUCACUAAGGAGGAGGCGAGAAAAAUAGACGCACGAAAUUUACAAGCAUCCCAAGAGGGACAAGAAAAAGAUUCUGUAAUUGAUGAAGAGAACAAGAGUUGUAAUAUUACAGUUCUUCGAAAUAUACUGAUUUUAUUGAAAGCAAAAUUGAAUAAGCAAAAGUUUAAAGAUAGUCCGUUAUGUAAUACAUACAAAGGCCUACUAGAUUGCAAACCUGGGCAGAACACAGUUAGAAUCAGCACAUAUUCUAGAAAAGAUUCAUUCAAAAAGACUGUAAUGGCAGAAAAAGUAGACAUUUGGGGAAAUACCUUAAAAAAGCCAUUGUCAUGUGUGCUUCCACCACAUUACGCAACAAUUACUGGUUGCAAACAAUUGAUGAAACAUUUUGUCAGCCCUGAAGCAGAAAUGAAAGAUUCCAAACAUAUGAAUUUCUUUAUCAAAAAUGUUAAGGUUAAGGAGGAAAUUGAUCUUCUCAUGGAACGCUUUAAUUCCUUAUUCCUCUGGCCGAUGCUUCUAUCGAGUGUAUCGCCAGAAGAUUGUAAAAUGACAAAUGCAGAAUUAACAUCAAAAACUGUCACAAAAUAUGUUGAUUGUAAAAAAGAAGACUACGGUCUUGCAUUGCCACGACCUAGAUACAAGCAAACAUAUGUUGAUCUUACGUUGCCAGCAGAAACGAUUGUGCCAUCGACAUCAAAAUCUGCCGGACAAAAUGUUGUCUCUGAUAAACCAGACUACGGUUUAGCAUUGCCACCGCCUAAAUACAAGCAAAAUAGAAACAUUGAAUAUGAAACUAUUAUAGACUUGAAGGCAUCAAAACCCGCCGACAAAAUUAAUAUUGAUGAAAGUUAUUUUGUGGAUCACUUUAUGCCAUGAAAUUUGUAACUUCAAUAGCAAGGACGGAACAGAAAUUUGAAGAUUGUUAAAACAUUAGCAGUUGCACUAUUGUUACACCUACCCCAAACCCGUAUAAUGCAUAUAUUUUCAGAACUUGCUGGCCAUACUCGCUCUGUCCCAACUGUCAUGUCAAAUGUAUGACCCUUGGCCCUAAUUUGCACGAGCGUUAAAAAAGCGUUGCGUUAAAACCCGGCGUUGCGCUGAUAAUACAAAGUGCGCGUUAAAAAG
Messenger RNA from Maniola jurtina (meadow brown), 3009 nucleotides. RefSeq names its product snRNA-activating protein complex subunit 4-like. The transcript has a single exon. NCBI's taxonomy places the organism in Eukaryota, Metazoa, Arthropoda, Insecta, Lepidoptera, Nymphalidae. The record is from RefSeq and is a predicted model, not a curated record. Bases 253 to 2760 code for a protein of 835 amino acids.